Molecule: messenger RNA, 1335 nt
Organism: Cylindrotheca closterium
Lineage: Eukaryota; Bacillariophyta; Bacillariophyceae; Bacillariales; Bacillariaceae
Source: the annotation of a GenBank genome assembly
AUGAAGUCGGUGGUCGUCGCCUUUCUCGCCGGCUUUUUUUCAGCACUCUGUUUGGCGAAAAUAUGGGGCAUCCUGGCAAAGUCCGCCAACGAUGGGUCCGUCACCGUCAAUGACGACACUCUGAGAAAGAGGUGUCACAAUGUGACAUCCUUGGCAAAGCAAACGCCCCCGCUUCCUUGUCCAACGUUACCCUCGCCCAUCCUUAUCCCAACACUUCCUGAUCCGCCAAAGAGGAUAGCACACCCGCUCGGAAAAGAAGGAUUCGUUUGGCCCUCACAAAAGUUGGGAGUCGCGCCGCGCGAAGCCACGGAACGACCUUCUUUGCAGACUCCCGCCUUGUCCCUACCCGAUUUCCUCGAAAGCUUACGUAAGAGUGGUCUAGCUCUACAUGGCUUCAUUGUCAACGUGGGUGCGGCCGACAGCUGUCUCCGUCAACGAUUUGAAUGCGAUGAGGCCAACCAACUCUUGCCGCUCCGCCCGGACGUUGCUCUCGCAAAGGAUGAAGUACGCGGUCGCAACCAGCAACUUUACACAAAUACUACUUUUCACGGCUUCCUUUUCGAGCCGGGUCCGCUAAUACGUGAACACAGAUCAGUAUACGUCGAGGGAAGCUAUACAGUGAUGUCCACACCAUUGAGUUACUCCAACGCCGUGGCUAGUCUCGAGGAAGCAAAGGUCCCGAAGGAAUUUGAUGCUAUAAAGUACGACACUGACUCGGCGGAUUGCGAUGUUCUAAACAUCAUACUCGAGGCGGGAUACCGACCCCGUGUAAUCCUAGCCGAAUUCAAUUUCGUGUUUCCUCCUCCACUGCUGUUCAACCAAAUGGCCACACCCGAUGGGCUCUUCCGAUGGGGAGUUAUGGAACCUCACUACCAACAGGUUGGGGAUCAAUGUUCCUUGUCGCACUUGUCGAGCGUCAUGGCCCGGCAUGGGUACACCUUGGUCCAGGUGGACUGGUGGGACGCCUUUUACGUACAAAACCACCUUGUGAGUGCUGCAACGGGAGGGGCUCCCAUUUACGACGAUCUUUCAUGGUAUUUGCACGGUUACGUGGCCAACGCACCAUCCAACGACGAUAGGCUAGAUUUUCUGAAAACGACGGCCUACAAGGCCGCAGCAUCCGGAGUGGCGGAAGCGUGGCUUCAAACUAUCAUGGAAGGUAGCAAGGCUGGCAAGGCCGAGCCGUUGGAUGCAGGACAACAAGUCUCUAUGCGAACAGACUUUUGGUGGUUGGGCGCAAAGGAAGGGUACGUGCAGGUAAAGGACGUCAAACUUGUCAAGCAACGUAACGUGUGUCACGACGGGUGUAUACCUCAGCCAUUUACACUGGCGUGA